CAUGUACAUUAAUGGUUUUUGUUUUGAUAUGAUUGACAACUUGCAAUGUUAACACUUAACAGUGAAUGUGAUAAGUGAUAACUCUUAUUUAUCAAUUGCAUUUUGAACGUCAAUGUGGUAUAACAUAAAUGAAAAUCUCAACAUGUCAAAUGAUAAAAUAAUCGAAACGUUACAAGAAAACGUUCUCAUUUUAAAACUCAAUAGACCUAAGAAGAAAAAUGCAUUGGAUAUUGACAUGUUUGUACAAAUCACGAAAGGCCUAAAUAAAGCAGCAACUGACGAAAAUAUAAAGAUCGUGGUUUUGACUGGAGCUGAGGACUUUUACAGCAGUGGUUUCGAUUUGUCCUCGGAACGUGGGAAUAAUUUAUAUGUUGCAUUGGAAGCGUUUAUUAAAUCGUUUAUAACGUUUCCAAAGUUGCUGAUAGCGAUUGUGAACGGUCCGGCUAUCGGUAUAGCGGCCACGACUUUGGCAUUAUGUGAUUUGGUUUACGCCUCUGAGAACGCAUAUUUUUACACGCCUUUCACAAAAUUGGGUGCGGCGGCAGAAGGAUGUUCCUCAGUAACAUUUCCGAGAUUAAUGGGCGAAAGGAAGGCAAUGGAAAUGUUGAUUCUAAACUAUAAAAUGCCGGCUAUAGAAGCACUUGAAUACGGUUUCAUAAAUAAAGUUUACAAAUUAGAGGAACUACAGAAAAAGUCAUGGGAAACAAUAAGAACUAUUUUAAAUCUUCCCCAACCUUCAGUGUUGUAUACAAAAAAGUUGUUGAAGACAGCUUCAGUGGAAGAGUUAUUGAGAACCAACGAGAUUGAAUUAUCUGUUUUACGCAAAUUGAAUGGUGUAGGAAAAAGUAAACUAUGAAUAAAAUCUAUAUUAUUAUUGUCUUUUAA
Molecule: messenger RNA, 885 nt
Organism: Danaus plexippus (monarch butterfly)
Lineage: Eukaryota; Metazoa; Arthropoda; Insecta; Lepidoptera; Nymphalidae
Gene: Dci
Product: enoyl-CoA delta isomerase 2
Exons: 4
Coding region: 113-856 (247 amino acids)
Source: RefSeq, a predicted model, not a curated record